AUGGAUCCAUCCGAGCGCAAGGGCGAUACUAGUAGAGGACAGGCACACAGGAAAGACCUGCCUGCAGAGACUUCGGGGAGCACUGUGCGCGACGGUGCCAAGCUGACACAGGAAAACCCGGAGAACGACAAUGCACAGGGCGGUGGCUCUCAGCGGAAGACCAGGGCGCCACCUCAUACUGACCUCAACGUCCACUUCACAGCACCAUCUAAGAAACAACUGGAGGAUUUGGAACGCAUGUAUCCGGGGUGCGGGGAAAAAGCACGGGAGAUUCAUGAUCAGCGAGCCAGAGAGUACGCCGCGGAGCAUUGCCCGGAUGCAACCCGUGCCAAUAUCCGAAAAAUUUCCCACCCUGGUGGAACUAACCCGGAGGAAGCAGAGCAUGCGACGAUCUCGUUCAAGGGAAGCCGCCGUAUAGAUGGUAAAGCCGUACACCUCUAUAUGGACCUCCUUGCUUUGUUGGGUAUCAAGGAGUAGAUGCACGUUGUACCUAUGAAAUUUAGUGAAGAGACCAUCUU
Phanerochaete carnosa HHB-10118-sp is the source of this 518-nucleotide messenger RNA. RefSeq lists its product as uncharacterized. The transcript has 4 exons. Lineage: Eukaryota; Fungi; Basidiomycota; Agaricomycetes; Polyporales; Phanerochaetaceae. The record is from RefSeq and is a predicted model, not a curated record. The coding region runs from base 1 to 477 and encodes 158 amino acids.